GUAAAUGUGACCAACAGUGGAACGAAGAACAAUUUGAGAACGCACUACGUCAAGCAGUGCAUUGAUUCAAUUGUGAACACUGCGAUUUUAAGAGAACAAGAUCACAGCAGGAAGAUCUUGCAGGCGGACGCUACCGGUUGUUUUAUUGUCGGGAAGGACUGCACACCGAUGAGACUGUGGCAGUAUGCUGAUGCCAGCGGUAAACUGCGCUAUUCCUUAAUACCGGCGUCAAACAACGUUGAUAAGAUUGAGGAAGAUGUACUUAAUGUAACCUCGAUUAAAGUCGAAGAACCUGAAGAUCAAUCGAACGGUCAGACAACCAACAGCUGCAGUGCCACUGCUUACGUGGACUCCUUGACUCAUUUGCACAAGAUAAAUAUCGAUGGUUACGCGUGCGACAGAUGCGGUAUGAAAUUUCCCCUGCGCAGCAUGCUGAACCGCCAUAAAAUAACGAGUAACGUACGUUCAUGGCUUCGCGGAAGAUACUCGAAAGCGAAGCACUCACAGUGUCUGAGCAUAAACGCUCGAAGACGAGCAAGACGAUUGAAAAUACGAAAAAUACAUUCGGAGAUAAGAAAGUACGCCUGCGUGUUUUGUAACUUCCGUUUCAACAGGUUGACGACUCUGCACGCACACGUGAAAGAAAAACAUAGAAGUUCGAAUGUGACGAGUCCGAAGCAGUUUAAUUGUAUGAUCUGCGGUUACGAGUGCUCGAGCGAAACGUAUCUAAACAGGCAUGUGCGCAAGCACAGAAAGAAGAAUACGACGAGCUUCGCUUGCGACAUGUGCAGCUUCGAAUGUAAAAGAAGUACCACUUUGGCGUCCCACUUGGCACGGAAUCACAAGAAGGCGAAGAAAGAACCAGCCAAGUGUGCGAAGAAGAGACGCAGGAUAACAAAGUGCAAUUUUGGUGAAUCUCCUAAGCGGACGACGUUGAUCUCGUACGAAAAUGAUCCGAAUUUGGUGAUCAAAGAAGAAGUCUGCACGGAAGACUGCAGCGAGGCCGCGGCUGCGGUCGCCGCUGAUGUCCCUAAAAGAGCCAACCAGAAGAAUGCCGGUGAACGUUGCGAUCUCUGCGACUUCACGUGUACGAAGAAGAGCACGUUGUACUCGCAUAAGCGCCGGCACAAAGUAGAGGACGUCGGCGAGGUGUACGCGUGCAACGAGUGCGGCUUUAAGACCAGCAAGAAAUCGUCGUUGUACUCGCAUAUUAAGCGGAAACACCGGGAGCCGCGAGCGUGCAGCGGCGACGCCCAGCCGGAGCUGUUCUACUGCAGCCAGUGCGACUACAAGAACAAGAACAAGUAUGAACUGAAGAUACACGUCGCGCGUAAACACUCGGACGACUUUAAGUUCUCCUGUGAGACCUGCGGCAAGAAGUUCAAGGUGAAGGGCGACUUGACGAAUCACAUACGCUUCAGCCACCGGGAACAGCCGGUCAUCUGCGACGUCUGCGGCAAAACCUGCCUCAACAGCAACUCCCUGUACGUGCACCAGAAAUUCGCGCAUUACAAGGCGAAGUACGAGUGCCAGAUAUGCAAGAGGCGGAUGGUCAGCCAGGAAAAUCUCAACGAGCACAUGCUCAGGCAACAUGAGCGUCGGGAGAACGUUGUGUGCGAGGAGUGCGGCAAGACAUUUUCGCGAAAUAGCAGGCUGAAGGUGCACAUGAGGAUCCACACCGGUGAUAAACCGUACAACUGUACCGUCUGCAGCAAAUCAUUCGCUCGCAGAACCGCUCUCAAGCAGCACCUGUUGAUUCACACGGGCAUGAGGCCGUACGUGUGUGAUAUCUGCGGCAAGGCCUUCACUCAGAAGCCGGGCCUGAUCAGUCACAGAAAGUCACAUCCCGGCUCUCACCCACCUCUGCCGCGAGUCCUCAUCGACCACAUCUUGAAUGACGUUAUGAACGCUUGACCUGACUGAUCGAAGUAGAAUUGAAUUUUGACGAACGAUUGCAAAAGAUAAAUUGCAUCGACAGUGACAAAAAUUGCUUGUGUAAUUAACAUCUCUAUACUCUCAUUUGUACGUAAAUAAUUAUUCAUCCAUGUUAAACGAGUUUUUUUAGUGAUAUCUAGACAUAGUGAUAUCUAUAUUGCAAUCUGUCAUGAAAUGAUUUAAGAUGUAGAUAUUAUUUAUAGGGUGAAUCUUAAUUGCCAUAAAAAAAAUAUAAAACAAAUGUGCGUACAAAAUGGAUAUCUGGUCUUAUAUCUUUUUAUAAAACUGUUAAUUUGUCUCAUUGUGCAUUAUAUUAUUGACUAUCGAAUUUGUUUAUUUUAUUGUGUUAUUAAAAAAAGAGUUGUUAAAAUUGUUACACAAUUUAAAGAUUGGCAAAAGUGAAGAAACUUAUUUUAGUAUACUAUACAAUGUUUAUAAGGUAAUUAACAAUUGAAAUUUCAUUAAUUUCUAGUAAUAGCUAAUUUAUCUGUUAGUUUUUGUCUCGAUUUUUAAUACGUGUGCAUAAAGUUGUAGGUUGUAAAACUGCUCGUGUUUAGAAUAAUAAUAAAACUGAGAGACAGUGCUUAGGUAAUAUUCGCAUGGAACAUAUUUUCCUAUGUAUAGUAUAUAUUGUCUCUAUACCUUAGACUUUAAUUGCUUUUUUAUAUAUGUGAUUAGUUAUAAUCAAGUGUGAUUUAGUUAUUCGAAUAUAAUAUUAUAUGGAGUCUGUAAGUUGCUACAAAAAUUUACUUAUACAGAAACGAUUGUGAUUAUCUUUAUCAUGGAUUGUAACUGUAAUGAGGUUUUAGAGAAAAUGAUUGGAGAAUGAUAUAUAAUAAUAAUUGUAAAAAAUC
This is a messenger RNA of Ooceraea biroi (clonal raider ant), 2789 nucleotides long. Its product is annotated as zinc finger protein 135. Gene Ontology annotation, biological process: regulation of gene expression. NCBI's taxonomy places the organism in Eukaryota, Metazoa, Arthropoda, Insecta, Hymenoptera, Formicidae. Gene Ontology annotation, cellular component: nucleus. The record is from RefSeq and is a predicted model, not a curated record.